Oldenlandia corymbosa var. corymbosa is the source of this 2220-nucleotide messenger RNA. NCBI's taxonomy places the organism in Eukaryota, Viridiplantae, Streptophyta, Magnoliopsida, Gentianales, Rubiaceae. The record is from the annotation of a GenBank genome assembly.
AUGAACGCUAAAUUUCCUGCCAACUGCUCAAAUCCAAUUCUAUACACCCAAACUGCUGUAGGGGUGAACUUGGUUUCACCUCUACCUUGCUCAUCCAAGCUCAUUUCUCCAAUUUUCAUCUCUUCCUCUUCCACUGUUAUCACUUCCAAAACCACAAAUUCUUAUGAGGAGGCUAAACCCUCCAGUAGUAGUGCAAGCAAAACUCAGGUUCACUCCCUAGAUACGAAACUAUUAACCCUCCUCAGCCAAAGGAAAACUGAGGACGCCUGGCUAGCUUACACUCAAUGUGAAGACCUACCAAACCCCGAAUGUUUGAGCCGUUUGGUUUGUCAAUUAUCCUACCAAAACACCGAUUUGAGCUUCGCCCGGGCGCAGUCUAUAGUCCAACGUCUUCGGGAUGAGCGGCAGCUCCACCGUCUCGACGCCAAUUCCCUCGGCCUUCUUGCGGUAGCUGCGGCUAAGGGAGGCCAUAUCCUCUAUGCCACAUCUAUCAUCAGGUCCAUGCUUAAGUCUGGGUAUCUUCCUCAUGUGAAAGCUUGGAGCGCUGUGGUCAGCCGGCUUGCUGCUUCUGGUGACGAUGGUCCGGGGGAGGCCGUAAGACUCUUUACCUCUGUGACUAGUAGGAUUCGGCGGUUUGCGGAACCUACGGUGGCUAAGGACUCCAGGCCAGAUACUGCUGCUUAUAAUGCUGUUCUUAAUGCUUGUUCCAACCGUGGUGACUCUAAGAAGUUUCUACAGCUCUUCAGUGAAAUGCCCCAAUUUGGUUGUGAACCUGAUGUUUUGACGUAUAAUAUCAUGAUCAAGCUUUGUGCUAGGGUUAAUAGAAAGGAUUUGCUCGUGUUUGUAUUGGAGAGGAUUAUUGAGAAAGGGAUUCCAGUGUGUAUGACUACUCUCCAGUCACUGGUUGCUGCUUAUGUUGGUUUUGGCGAUUUAGAGACUGCAGAGAAUAUAGUUCAGGCAUUGCGGAAAGGGAGGACAGAUAUUUGCAGGAUCCUAAGGGAUGCAAAUGUUAUGGAUGAGAAAAGCUCUGAUGCAAGCAGUGUCUUUGAAGCACUGCUUCCGAAUUCUGUAGGAUCGGAAAGGAACAAUGAGCCAAAGGAGUUACCUAAAGCGUUUGCGCCAAACACAAGGAUGUAUACCACCAUAAUGAAAGGUUACAUGAGAGCAGGUCGUGUCGUUGAUACCGUGAGGAUGCUCGAGGCCAUGAGGCAUCAAGAAGACAGGGCCAGCCACCCAGACCAUGUCACCUAUACAACAGUGGUCUCGGCGUUUGUGAAAGCUGGGGCAAUGGAUCGUGCCAGGCAAGUACUAGCUGAGAUGACUAGAAUUGGUGUACCAGCCAACAGAAUUACUUACAAUAUUCUCCUGAAGGGGUAUUGUCAACAGCUGCAGAUUGAUAAAGCGAAAGCAUUAAUGCGGGAGAUGAUAAGAGAUGCUACCAUAGAACCUGAUGUGGUUUCUUAUAACACACUGAUUGAUGGAUGCAUUAUGAUUGAUGAUAGUGCAGGAGCUCUUGCAUAUUUCAAUGAAAUGCGAGCACGUGGAUUAGCUCCUACGAAAAUCAGCUAUACAACCUUGAUGAAAGCUUUUGCUUUAUCUGGUCAACCAAAACUAGCUGCUCAAGUGUUUGAUGAGAUGCUAAAAGACCCCAGGAUAAAGGUUGAUUUGGUUGCAUGGAACAUGUUGGUUGAAGGAUAUUCCAGAUUGGGACAGAUUGAAGAAGCAAAAAGUGUCAUCCAACAAAUGAAAGAAGAAGGAUUUUACCCCAAUGUAGCAACUUAUGGCAGCUUAGCAAAUGGGAUUGCGUUGGCUAGGAAGCCAGGAGAGGCACUACUACUCUGGAAUGAAAUAAAGGAGAGGUGUGUAGUGCAGAAGGAAGGAGAAAAUUCUAAUGCUUCAAGUCUUCCACCAUUGGAGCCAGACGAGGGUCUCUUAGAUACUCUGGCUGAUAUCUGUGUCAGGGCUGCUUUCUUUAAGAAGGCCUUGGAGAUUGUUGCAUGCAUGGAGGAUCACGGCAUACCACCAAAUAAGUCCAAAUUCACUAGAAUCUAUGUGGAAAUGCAUUCCAGGAUGUUUACCAGUAAACACGCUUCAAGAGCUAGGCAGGACCGAAGAAAGGAGAGGAAGAGAGCAGCAGAGGCGUUCAAGUUUUGGCUGGGAUUGCCCAACAACUAUUACGCCAGCGAGUGGCACUUUGAUCCUGUAACUGAAGAUGAUUAG